AUGGCGACGGAUACAUCCUACAAGGACGCCCUCCUCACUCUGCUGUUGAAGGCCUCUGCGCUCUCCUUUGGCACCUACACCCUCAAAUCUGGUCGCAUAUCACCAUACUUCUUCAACUCUUCCCUUUUGCACACUUCGUCCCUCCUCGACGCACUUGCACGGGGGUUUGCUUCAGUGCUGACCUCGCCUCCCUUUUCCCUCCCGCUUGGUACCGAAGAGGCUGGUGCGGAAGCCGAUGGCUCAUUUGCCCCUCACUUUGACGUGGUCUUUGGGCCGGCGUACAAGGGGAUCCCCUUGAGCGCGAUCGUCACUCGCGAGCUAUUCUUUGCUGGGAAGAAUUUUGCGGAGGUCUCAUACGCAUACAACAGAAAGGAAGCAAAAGAUCAUGGAGAAGGGGGUAUCGUCGCUGGAGCACCGCUCAAGGGCAAGCGAGUGAUCAUUGUUGACGAUGUCAUGACAGCCGGCACUGCCCUGCGAGAAGCCAUUUCCAUCAUCAAAGCUCAGGGCGGCGUUGUGGUUGGGGUGGUCCUUCUCUUGACCAGACAAGAACGUGUCUCCGAUGCAGAGUCGAGAAGUGCGAUGAAGGUUGCCGAGGACGAGUUAGGAGUGCCUGUAAGGGCGGUGCUCACGUUCGAAGACUUGCUCGAAGCUAUUCAAAGCGGCAAAGUCGAAGGAGCCGGACAGGAACAGCUCGAACUAAUGAAGGCCUACCGGGAAAAGUAUGGGAGCAAAGACUGA
Molecule: messenger RNA, 738 nt
Organism: Fonsecaea nubica
Lineage: Eukaryota; Fungi; Ascomycota; Eurotiomycetes; Chaetothyriales; Herpotrichiellaceae
Exons: 1
Coding region: 1-738 (245 amino acids)
Biological process (GO): pyrimidine ribonucleoside biosynthetic process; pyrimidine nucleotide biosynthetic process; 'de novo' pyrimidine nucleobase biosynthetic process
Cellular component (GO): cytoplasm
Molecular function (GO): orotate phosphoribosyltransferase activity
Source: RefSeq, a predicted model, not a curated record